GUGCUUGGUUCAGGGCUGGGGUGAAAGGCCUCUGGCUCCCUGCAGCCUGCUUUGGUCAGGGGAAUAGCUUUGUGGAGUUGGUCCUUCCUGGGUUGGGGGAGACAGAGCAGCCGCUCACACUGCUCUUAGACUACACUAGGGGCCUGGUUUUCUUCUCUGCACCAGUGUCAAGCCUCAAGAACUGACCUCUUCUUCCUCAGUCAUGUCUUUUACUGAAGUCCUGCUGGGUUUACAGUUUGGUUCAAUGACUCGCAGCACCCCUGAGAAGAGGGCAGGGAUGCGAUGAGGUAACGACUUGACUCAGCACUGAAAGACGUGGAGGUGACCCUGGAGUGACACUGCCAGAUAUUCCAGUUCCCUGAAGGCACCAACUUUCUCCCAGAAGCAAUGCUGCUGAGCCGAGCCAUUGAGAACUCUCUGCUGGAACGAUGUAUUUAAAUACACACAAAACCAUUUUUAAAGUCAAACUUUAAUUACACAAGUGUCAAUCUGGAGCAAGUCUGUAAAAGCUAACUACGUUACUCUGGAGUCACACUGGAUAGAAACUGGCCCAGAGGCCUUUCCCUGUGGAAUGCAAAAGCUGAUGAUGGAGCUCAGCAUACAGGAGGGAGGCCUUUCAAUGGCAUAGACCUUAAACAGGGCUGCUCUGGGGGAUCUGACGGCUUUUUCGUUAAGCAGGAAGUGUCGGGACAGACAGAGAGCUGUGCAGGUGAGUCUGGCUUCCCCCGGCGCCCAUCACCAUGGACUGGAAGACGCUGCAGGGCCUGCUGAGCGGGGUGAACAAAUACUCCACGGCCUUCGGGCGCAUCUGGCUCUCCGUGGUCUUCGUCUUCCGGGUGCUGGUCUACGUGGUGGCGGCGGAGCGCGUGUGGGGGGAUGAGCAGAAGGACUUUGACUGCAACACCAAGCAGCCUGGCUGCGCCAACGUCUGCUACGACCACUUCUUCCCCAUCUCCCACAUCCGCCUCUGGGCCCUGCAGCUCAUCUUCGUCACCUGCCCUUCCCUGCUGGUGAUCAUGCACGUGGCCUACCGGGAAGACCGGGAGAGGAAGAACCGGGAGAAGAACGGUGAGGACUGCCCCAAGCUCUAUCGCAACACGGGCAAGAAACACGGCGGGCUAUGGUGGACGUACCUGCUGACCCUCUUCUUCAAGCUGGCCAUCGAAAUCAGCUUCCUCUACAUCCUCCACAAGAUGUGGGAUAGCUUUGACCUGCCGCGCUUGGUCAAAUGUGCCAACCUGGACCCCUGCCCCAACAUCGUGGACUGCUACAUUGCCCGGCCCACCGAAAAAAAGGUCUUCACCUACUUCAUGGUGGGGGCCUCCGCCAUCUGCAUUGUCCUCACCGUCUGCGAGAUCUUCUACCUCAUCUUCAAGCGGGCCGUCCGGAGCCUGCACAAAUGGAAGAACAACUCCACCAAGCACUUGAUCAGCUACAACAAGGCUUCCACCUGCCAGUGCCACCUCAAGCUGGAGCAGCAGGAUGGCAAGGCCAAGAACAAGCCUUUGGACGCCCUCCGGGCCUCCGCUCCCAACUUGACUCUGAUCUGACAGGGCGUGUUGGGGGAGGGAAAAGGCCUCAUGUUGGCCAGAGACAACUGACUUCCAAGAUGGCUGUCUGCCAUGCCACAAAUUUUACUGGAGUAUUUCAAUGGGACCUCGAUGGCUAUGACAAAGCGCGGGAGAGGAGGCGCAUCGCCAAGGCAGGAGCUCUCCCUGUUCUGCGUGGCUGACUGAGUUUUGCAUGCAGGGAUGUUCAUCAGACUGUGGGCUGCUGCCAUCAUUUUGUUGGGGCCAGGCAGAAAGGACAAGACCCUGGCAGUAAGUUGCUGCAGCUGCUCUUAACAUGCAGGGCACAGGUGGGUGGUUUGCCUAGCCAAGGAGGAUGUGUGAAUCCGAAAGUCUAUGUUUUUCAUUAUUUACAUGCUAUCAAGCCAGUCCGUGCAAUCCUGCAGGUUGGAGCUUCCCUCCUACGUGCUCAGACAGGCCACAGGGGAAGGGAGGAGAUGGCUGGCUUUUAAGUCUUAGGAGAAAUGACUAAUGUAAAGUUGCCAAGGACAAUAUUUGUCUCCUAUUCUCUCCCCCCUCUGCUAGACUCGCAGCUGCCACGCCCAAAACACCAGCUCCCUUCGCAGACUCCAUCACAUUGCAUAGAGAGGCGCUUGGACUCGGUACCUUAGCGGAUGGUUCAUUAACCAGGACAUUGAUGGAAAGGGCUUUAUUCUGAUACUGAAGCAGUGAGCAAAUCCUUGCCUUUCCCGUGAACCGUGACCUUGCCAAAGAACCAAGUCCAUGGGGUCUAGCAAUUGUGUGGGAAUAAAGUCAUGGGCACAGAGUGGGAUUGUGGGUGUGUCUCUUGGGAGAGUCUCUGUAGUUUGCAUCUAUCUCAGAAGCUUCAACCUGUCUCCAAAAGCACUCAGAUCAGAGAGCAAAGAAGCCCCCUGGUUGUGCCUUCGGGUGCCUAGGGAGGGCAUUAAACUUUGCCUGGGAGUUUAGUCGGUAAAACCUUGAGUUAAUGCACUGGCCUGUGCUCGAGAAAGCAGCAGAUGCAGUAGCUAGGACGGUGGUUCCAUGACCCAGCUUCCCCGUUCUGAACUGAAUGGCGGGAGUAACAGUGACUCUGCAGGGGAAAGAGUUUUGUAUAUUUUCAAGAAGCAGCGGAACAGCCCAGUGGAGUUUCGGGGUUUGUGACCUGUUCUGGGCCAGAUCCUCAGAUGAUGUAAAUGGAGCUAGGCCGAUUUCCACCAGCUGAGACUCUGGCCUCACAAUUUUUCAUUUAAGUUAUUUUCUGUUCUAAUGUUCAAGCUUUGUCCAAAUUCUGUAAACCCCCGUUACUGAGUAGCUUCUGGCUGAAACCAAAUGAGUUCUCCCAUUCCUGGUUGAAAAUGGGAUUGGGAUGUAAAAUUCAAAUUAAACGUGUCAAAUUCAUCUCUGAGGUAACUCCAGUCAAAUCCAAUUGAGGUGUCAAUCAAAAUACACCAAAGAUGACUCUGUCCCAGUGAGUUUAUUGUUAACCAUGGUUAGAAAUCUUUACCCAUGCUCCCAGGUAACUGAUGUUGCAUAAUUGACUAGGACAGGACAUAAGCCCAUAAGAUAUGAGGAAUCUGAGUGUGUAGAUAUUUGCAGGAAGUUCUUGUUCUUUGGAUUUUUUUAAAUACUUUGUCAAGAUGUUUCUGACUAAAAUAGAGUCCUGAGCAGCUGCACCUCCAGGGAGAUGUCCAGACCCUCACAAAGCAAACUCUAUGAAUGAUGCACAUGUUUGUGUAUGUUAAUAAGCAGCAGUGUUGGGUGGGAAACGUUCUCCCAUCCCACAAGAAUUUUAUAGAUUUAAAAAAAAUUCCCAUCCUGAAUCAGGACAAAAAGUCAAAAUUAUGAAAAUGUUCAUGAACUGAGAAUCCAAAAAGAAUUUCCGCUCUGGUCGAAUGAGAGAUUUCCUUUUGAUAAGUUCCAAACUUUUUGUUUUGAUGUUGACCUUUUUUAUACUUUUUUUUACUUAUUAUUUUUACAUAAUUUAACUUAAAUUUUGAAACAAAAAGUCAUUUUGACCCCCAAACCAGCACUUUUUUGUUUAGGAAAUGUAACGGGUAAGUAACAAGUGUCUCGGAUUCUGCUGGCAUGAAUUCAGGGGGUCCUAAAGGCAAACAUUGGCAAUCUGUCGAUUGCCAGGCUGAUAUUUACUGAUUGGUCAAUAUCAGGCCAUAAGGACCAAUGUCAUCCUUGAAGGAUCUGCAUGGAGAAGGUCAGUCUGUUUGCUCGUACUAUUGUGCCCUAAUGGCCACACGGCUCCUUUAGAAACCCCAGGAAAACAUUUCGCUGCCAUGAGAGGAGGAGAUUAAAAGAGAUUCAGAGGGGCAGCCUCUUUAGAAGUGCUGUUUUAUUUCUCAUUAGCUCAGCAGCUGCCAGGCCCCUGAUAUUAAUAACUCCCCCAUCCUCCACCCCUGAAAUUGAACGCCAGAUAGCCACUGACGGGCUAUAGCUACACUACAGCACCUGCGUAGCUAUGCCAGCGUUGCCCUCUAGUGUAGACGCAGCAUACUCCAACCGAAGGAGUUUUUCUGCCUGUGUAAAAGCACCACCUCCCUAUGCCAACAGAGGCCUUCUUCUCUGCUGCAUCUGCACUAGGGGUUUUGUCAGCAUGGCUUUGUCUCUAGCAUCUGGGCUAUACUCAAUUUGCCCUAGCUGUGUUGCUCAGGGCUGUGAAACCCCCGGUGUAGACGUGGCGAAGUCGACGGAAGAAUUCUUCCAUCCACAAAGCUACCACCGCUCAGAGGAUGGAUUAAUGACACUGACAGAAAAACCCCUUCUGUCUCUGUAGCACCAUAGCUGGGCAGCUGUAGUGUGGACAUACCCAUAGGGUGUGGGCUUUUUUCACACCCCUGCCCGACAUCGCUAGCCCAGUAUAAGUUGUAAGCGCUGAGCAGGCCAGCCCUCGCUCCAUUUUGCCGAGUGGCUGCAGCGUCCAGGGAGUUCUCUCUCAGGCAAUGCACAGCUCAGAAAAAGUUACAGACAAGAAACAUUCAGCAGCCACUUGUCAAACAUCUUUGCUGGGUCAAAGUCACGUUGGGAUGAGCUCCGAAGCUGGUAUGAACCGGCAUAGCCCGAUUCCGCCAGCGGAGGAUCCAUCUCGGCGAGUUUUGAUUUGUCAAACCCAGGCAACUUCGUUCGUGUGCCCCCUCCCCCACUCCUGCUGUCUGGGAUGCUCCGAAAAGCGCUUCACAGCAACGCGACUAGUAUUUAGUAUUUUACAGCUGUCCUGCUGGGCUGGGGGACGUGUGUCCCACCCCCGGCAGCCAAAGAAACAUUUGAUUUGUGUAAUCAACCAGGUAAUGGAAU
Mauremys reevesii (Reeves's turtle) is the source of this 4832-nucleotide messenger RNA. It is a transcript of the gene GJB3, whose product is annotated as gap junction protein beta 3. Gene Ontology annotation, biological process: cell communication. Bases 741 to 1550 code for a protein of 269 amino acids. NCBI's taxonomy places the organism in Eukaryota, Metazoa, Chordata, Testudines, Geoemydidae. Gene Ontology annotation, cellular component: connexin complex. The record is from RefSeq and is a predicted model, not a curated record. The transcript is spliced from 6 exons.